Messenger RNA from Lepisosteus oculatus (spotted gar), 2506 nucleotides. It is a transcript of the gene neu1, whose product is annotated as neuraminidase 1. The record is from RefSeq and is a predicted model, not a curated record. NCBI's taxonomy places the organism in Eukaryota, Metazoa, Chordata, Actinopteri, Semionotiformes, Lepisosteidae. Gene Ontology annotation, biological process: oligosaccharide catabolic process; ganglioside catabolic process. Gene Ontology annotation, molecular function: exo-alpha-sialidase activity. Gene Ontology annotation, cellular component: intracellular membrane-bounded organelle; cytoplasm; membrane.
CGUUUGUUUUCCGGCCUCGCUGGUGGAGCCGCAGCAGAAACAGAGGCUUGUGAGUAUCGGUAGGGGGAGAGUGUUCUAGAGCCGUGGACAGGCUGGAUGGGGAGUUUUGGUCAAACGGAGAGUCCAGGAAACUGGAUUCGCCUUCUUCCUGUAGGAGUCGCCGUCAUUACAUUGUUAAUCCCGCUGAGUUCGGGGGGAUUUGAGAAGGUCAGCCCCCUGCUGCUGAACGAGCAGCUGCUCUGGGUCAGCGGCGGCGCUGGAGAAGUGGACACUUACCGGAUCCCCCUGGUGACCUUCACCCCGCAGGGCAGCCUGCUCGCUUUCUGUGAGGCCAGGAAGCACUCCUCCUCGGACAGCGGAGCCAAGUUCAUUGCCACUAGGCGCUCCACAGACAGAGGUGCCACAUGGAGCCCUACCUCCUUCAUUGUGGACGACGGGGAGGUGACCGAUGGGCUGAACCUGGGCUCUGUGGUGGUGGACGAGGAGACGGGCACGGUGUUUGUCAUGUACACGCUGUGCCCUCACUACGUCGGCUGCAGCGUGUCCAGCACCAUGCUGAUUCACAGCGCUGAUGACGGGCUGAGCUGGAGCAGGCCCAGGAACCUGUCCACCGAGCUGGGCACCAAGAUGUUCAUGCCAGGGCCAGGCUACGGCCUCCAGAAGCGCCUCCCCCCGGCUCAGGGCAGGCUGAUAGUGUGUGGUCACGGGACGAUCAGCGGGGACGGGGUGUUCUGUGUGCUCAGCGACGAUCACGGGCAGACCUGGAGAAACGGAGCAGCGCUGAAGAGUAUCCCUUACAACCAGCCGAAACGCGCCGGGGACUUCAACCCAGACGAGUGCCAGCCGGUGGAGAUGCCCGACGGCUCGGUGGUGGUCAACGCCCGCAACCAGAACGCGUACCACUGCCGCUGCCGGCUGCUGGCGCGCAGCGAGGACGGCUGCCAGACGCUGCCCGUGGAGAGCGUGCGCUUCGACGAGACGCUCGUGGACCCCGUGGUGGCGGCCGGAGCCCUGCUCAAGGACGGGGUGCUGUUCUUCACCAACCCCGCCAACCCCCACCAUCGCGUGAACCUGACGCUGCGCUGGUCCUUCACCAACGGCUCGUCCUGGGAGCCCCGGACGCUGCGGCUGUGGCGGGGCCCCAGCGCCUACUCCUCCAUGACGACGCUGCGCGGCCGCGUGGAGGACAGGAAGUACAUCUACGUGGUCUAUGAGAAAGGGCACCGGGACGCCUAUGAGUCCGUCUCCUUUGCCAAGAUCCACCUGUACGGGGGCGUGUAGGGCCCGGCGCGGGCCGCGCUCACUGGAGAGGUCAGGCUGCUGGAGCUCAGCGUCUCGUCGGGGUCUGGUUUGUUUUCGACGCGGAAAGCUUUCAGUUCCCGCUGAGCAACCGGACGGAUGUUUCUGAACUGCUGCUCUAGAACUUCACACAGGAUCCACAAGAACCCACUUAUUCUGGGAUGGGAAAACCUGAUUUAGCCCUGACCCUGUUGCUGUGAUUUUUUUCUCCUCUCUGUUGCUGCCAGCCUUGGCGCAUGAAGGCUUGAGCGCGGGGCAGCAGUCCUGGGCCGUUCUUGGCACGGGCGAACAGGCCUUGGUGAUCAGGGGUUGUACUUGAGCCCUUGCCAGCCUGUGGCUCGCUGUGCCAGGCCUGGCAGGGACGCUGUAGACCAGGGACCAGGUCUGGGGUGUUUCCUUUGUAGCACCGGGGGUGGGUUGUUGUAGUCAACGUCUGAGGUGUUUCCACUGUCCAGCCCCAGGGGGCAGUGGUAGUCUGGGGGUAUUUCCACUUUAGAGCCCCAGAGGGCAGUGUUGUUGCAGACCAGGUCUGGGGUAUUUGUUCUGUCCAGCCCCAGGGGGCAGUGGUAGUCUGGGGGUAUUUCUACUAUAGAGCCCCAGGGGGCAGUGUUGUAGCAGACCAGCUCUGGGGUUUUUCUGCUGUCCAACCCCGGGGGGCAGUGGUAGGCCAGGUCUGGGGUAUUUGUUCUGUCUAGCCCUGGGGGGCAGUGGUAGGCCAGGUCUGGGGUAUUUGUUCUGUCUAGCCCUGGGGGGCAGUGGUAGGCCAGGUCUGGGGUAUUUGUUCUGUCUAGCCCUGGGGGGCAGUGGUAGGCCAGGUCUGGGGUAUUUGUUCUGUCUAGCCCUGGGGGGCAGUGGUAGGCCAGGUCUGGGGUAUUUGUUCUGUCUAGCCCUGGGGGGCAGUGGUAGACCAGGCUGAGCGCUGGCUUCCUGGAGCUGGCAGGGCUCUCCUGUGUGUCUGUGGGCCUGUCUGGGAUGCACGGGUGGGAGUGGGUCAGAGAUUUCUUGAGCUGGGAGCUGACAGAGCAGUGGGACAGAGGGAUACGGUGGACUUGGAGUGUUUGUUCAUGUUCAGAGGGGAAGACAAACUCAGGGAUAAUGGACAUGUUCCUUGCAUGGAACCUAUUUAAUAAUUUUGGGGAAAAAUACUUCCAAGUUCUUGUAUGUAUUUUGUAAAGCAUAAACAUCUUAAUAAAGUACAUAAUAAAUA